Molecule: messenger RNA, 1179 nt
Organism: Aspergillus fumigatus Af293
Lineage: Eukaryota; Fungi; Ascomycota; Eurotiomycetes; Eurotiales; Aspergillaceae
Source: RefSeq, a predicted model, not a curated record
AUGAGGGCCGACGAAAAUGCCGAGAGGUGCGAGGACUACUUAAGGGAUUUGCUGAUGUGGAGGGAAACGAAGACAAGGAGCUACCUCCUCCAGAUUCCAACCUCUGGCAACGCGCGAAAGAAUAUUUUCAGCUCCCAGAAGAUGGAUCGGCCACCCCUGUUCCAGUCCCAGACAACUGGCAGCAAUCUCCCUGGGAGCAUAUCGAAGACAAGUUGCGGCGAUUACUGCACUUCCGCCAUCCGGAACCAGGGACCUCGUUUUCCUACAAUCAAUGGAAGACGGGCCGUCAUCAUGACAAGGCCGUGGUCGAUAUGGUCCGCGAGCGGAAAGAUUGGCAUCCGGUCACGGCCCCCACGUAUCACGCCCCCCCCCCACAAGUACUAUACCAUCCAGCUCCAGGAUAAGUUCCGCGAGCAUGGUUUACAGAUUAUUGUGAAAAUGGAGAACAUCGAACUCACCCCAGAUAGUGGAAGUUACAAAGGAACGGAUUGGCGGAUUGAAGGCCAGCUCAAUGAGCAUCUCGUCGCCGCGGCUGUGUUUGCAUACGAUGUGGCGAAUAUCACCGAGCCCCGGAUCGCCUUUCGUCAGAACACUAAGCUAGAUGAACGCUUCUACCGAUGCAGCGAGGACCGAGAGCAGAGGCGGAAAGUGCACCCCCGCCACGAUGUGCCAGCGCAACAAUGUGGUAAGUAUGGCUCGACAGAAUUCGCAGCAGUUGCCGAAAUUCUGGGAUUCUCGACUGCCGACCUGGAUCCUUGUUGUAACCACGCAGUAAAAACCUGGCAGGAUAAAGGUACAGUCAGGGUCUUACAGGGGCGCUUGGUUACAUUCCCCAACCUUCUAGAGCACCGUUACGAGCCCUUUGCGCUGGCCGACCCGAGUCGCCCUGGAUGUUUUCGCUUCAUCGUGCUGUACCUGGUUGAUCCUCACUAUCGCGUCUGCUCCACUCGCAACGUGCCGCCACAGCAACAUCACUGGUGGGCAGAGUCGGUCAGUCAUAAUCUGGCCGCGGCCGGAUUGCCGCAAGAGAUCGUCGAUGAGAUCAUGCAAGGCACCGGCAGCUGGCCCAUGGGGUUGCCUGAAGCCCGACGGCACCGGCGUGAAUUCCUGAAAGAGCACCGUUGGAACAAUCUUGUUCGGAUCUAUUGCAUGCGUCGUCCGUCCUUUGACUGUUACUGA